AUGUUAAAUCAUGCUAGUAAUGUGUCAUCAGAGAAAUUGGUACUUUGGCAGGAGCCAACAACUUUAUUGGGUUUUAUGGGCACGAUUAUGAUUAGUGGUGAUUUUAAUAAAAUUUUGUCUCUGGAUGAGAGGUUUAAUGGUUAUGGAUUUACAACUUCUAUAUUCACCUCUUCAAGGAAGACUUUUUACUUGGCAAAACAUGGUCUCCAAUCCAUCAUUGACAUAUGCUUGAUUUUGGCCAAUGCGGAAACUUGCUGGCUAGACAUGGUUUUAUUAGUUUUGCCUGGAAGUCAAUCGGAUCAUCUCCCUAUUUGCUUUUGUUCGACAAAUGUUUUUUAUUGGGGUCUAAAAGCUUUUUGCUCAGUGGAAUAUUGGUGGGACUACGAUAAAUUCGGCCUAUUUAUGGAAGAGAGUUGGCGAUCGAUUUGUUCUAGUAAUCCAAAUCCUAUUCAGAGAUUAAAGGAGUUUAGACAUAAAUUAAGGGAUUGGAAUUCUGAAAUUUUUGGGGACCAAAACAAGAGAAUUCAAGAGCUUUCGGCACAACUGCUCUCGACGAAUUUAGCUGCAGAAUUGGGUACGCAGAUAGACGAGGAGAGGGUUAUUUAUGUUAAUGUGCGAGCUGAAUUUUGGAAAGCGGAGAAAAAUGUGAACUCUAUGUGGAUGCAAAAAUCAAGAGUGAAGUGGAAUGAUGAGGGUGACAGGAACACAAAGUUUUUGCAUAGCAUUUCUUCAGCUCAUUACAGGAAUAAUCAUAUUUUUUCUAUUCUUGUGGAUAGAAUUACGUUUUCUAAGCCGAAAAAUAUUAGAUUUCACAUCAGGAACUUUUACAACUCUCUUUAUAGUCGGGCAAAGAGUGUUAGUAUUGAUAUAACUAGCUUUAACUUUGACGAGAUUACUGAUGGGCAAGCUAUUUCCUUAUUAAUCCUUUUGAUCGAGGCUGAAAUAUGCAACAUUACAGCUUUGUGUGGUGCUAAAACGUCUCAUGGAUUGGAUGGAUUUUUUUUUUAUCAGAAAUCUUGGUUUGUGAUGAAGGGUGAAAUUACCGAUUUUUUCAAGAGGUUUCAUGAUUUUUGUACCUUACCCAAAGGUAUUAAUUCAUCAUACAUGGUUCUUAUUCCAAAGGUGGUUGGAUCUUCUAUUAUCAAGGAUUGUCAUCCUACCAGUCUGUUGAAUGGCUUUUAUAAGAUGCUUUCUAAAUCUUUUAGUAAAAGAUUAGCACCUAUUCUCUCGGGUGUGAUUUCGGAUUGUUAG
Molecule: messenger RNA, 1251 nt
Organism: Mercurialis annua (annual mercury)
Lineage: Eukaryota; Viridiplantae; Streptophyta; Magnoliopsida; Malpighiales; Euphorbiaceae
Exons: 2
Coding region: 1-1251 (416 amino acids)
Source: RefSeq, a predicted model, not a curated record